Molecule: messenger RNA, 1834 nt
Organism: Culicoides brevitarsis
Lineage: Eukaryota; Metazoa; Arthropoda; Insecta; Diptera; Ceratopogonidae
Exons: 3
Coding region: 49-1722 (557 amino acids)
Biological process (GO): protein linear polyubiquitination; proteasome-mediated ubiquitin-dependent protein catabolic process
Cellular component (GO): ubiquitin ligase complex
Molecular function (GO): ubiquitin binding; ubiquitin-protein transferase activity; carbohydrate binding
Source: RefSeq, a predicted model, not a curated record
UUAUCUUGCAAAGUCGGUGAUUUUUGUGUGCGGAUUUUUCGUCAAAAAAUGUCAAUUUCCGUCAUUGAAAGGAAAAAUAUCGAGUUGCCGUUUACUUUGCCACUUCCCGGAGGCCUCUCAGUGCCUGACAAGCUCGAAUUCGGCGUAAAUUUGGAAGAUGACUCAUGCUUGGCGAUAACAUUCAAAACCGCAGACGAUGAUUUAAUCGAUUCUCGAGUACCUUUAAGCUUAUCGCUGUCGUUGGAGCGAGUCAUUUGCAAAAGUGGCAAAAAUAAACAAUGGGAUCACGUAGAAUUGGUCAAACGCUUUAAAAUUCCGAAAAAUUUUCGUCUUGGCAUCGUUACGCGCAACACUGGAUACCGCUUGGAAGUCAACGGAAACCUUUAUUGCUCGUUCCCGCAUCAAUUUCCUCCAUCUGCGGUGCAAAAUUUACAAAUUUCCCUCGAAAAAGGCACGGGAAGUGUCAAUUUUUUGACUUUACUGAAGGAAAUUCGAUGGAUUUCGGCGAAAAUCGGCUCCCAAAUUGCUGGAAUUGCUCUCGAAGCGGGCCGGGACGACGAAAAUAACGGAAUUUACGUGGCAAGAGGCUUAAAAAAUAACAAAUUAUUGGUUGUGUCGGUGAAUUAUGCAAAAAAUAAGGCAACUGUAGCUUUGGAGGGCAAAGAAUGGCCCAUUGAGGAUUUUACGGUGCUUCAAAAUGGCUCGUUUUUUGGUUGGAAAAGACUUUUGGAGGAUAAAAGUCUUCCAGCGAGGGCAGUUGAAGCGGGUUUUGAUGAAAAUGGGAAUAUUUUGUACGUCGGAAGGGUCGCGCAUGAGAGAAAUUUGCUUCUUGGAUCAGUUAACAUCGGAAAUUCCGUUCUUUCAGUACCUUUUAAGGGAAAAGAAUUAAAAUUUUCCUCAAAUUAUGAAGUUUUAACGAUUCUCACGCCAAAAGAAGUGAAAAAUAUUGAACAAGCGAACAUUUUUAAUCAAAAAUUGCGAGAAUUAGACUCCCGAGGAUACAUUCCGAACUCAGAAUCCUUCGAUUGUGCCAUUUGUAUGGACAAAUGUCAGCGUGGAGAUGGCGUUAUACUUCGAGAAUGCCUUCAUGAGUUCUGCAAAGAGUGUUUGGCGAAUCAUAUUAAGCACAGCGACGAAGCAGCAGUCAAGUGUCCCUUUCAAGAUGACGUCUAUCAGUGUCUUUGUUUCCUGCAGGACCGCGAAAUUCGGGCAAUUGUCACGAUGGAGCUGUACAAAAAGCAUUUGGCAAAGUCCUUGAGGCAGGCGGAGAGUCAAAUGGAAAAUACGUUUCAUUGUUUGGUGGCAAAUUGCGAGGGAUGGUGCACCUAUGAUGAAAAUGUGAUAAUGUUUGUGUGUCCCAUUUGCCAAGCACGGAAUUGUUUGAAGUGUAAGGUAAUUCACGACGGAACAUGCGAAGAAUAUCACGAAAAACUGAAACGAGAUCGCGAAUUACAACAAAAAGCUGAAAACGAUAAACAAACUCAAGCUCAAAUGGACGCCAUGUUGCGAAAUCGAGAGGUUAUGGAGUGUCCCAAAUGUGGAGCAAUCAUCCAAAAGACUCAAGGAUGCGACGGAAUGAUUUGCGCUGUGUGCAGAGUAUCGAUUUGCUGGGCAACACGAGGAUUAAGAUGGGGACCAAGAGGCGUUGGAGACACCUCGGGAGGAUGCAGAUGCAAAGUAAAUGGGAUGAGAUGUGCUCCGAACUGCCAGAAUUGCCAUUGAACUUAAAGAAAUAUGACAGUUCCUUAAAAUGAAGUUCCUUUAAAUUUACAUUUUCAGUAUUUUUAAUAAACUAAAGAAAUGAAAAUCUAUAAAAUAAAUAAAAAUUGAAAAA